ACACCUCCCUCCAAAACCAAUCAGCCCACCGCAGGGGUGGAGGGCCAAAGCUAUAUCAGUUCCCAUCCCAAACAAACAGAUUUAAACUGCAGACCACCAGAAAGAGAAACUAUCGCUGCAGGUUAUCUUGGAUUUAAGGACGUUUUAUUCAAAAAGUCACUAAUCGUUCUGCUAGCAUAGUGUAAGAGGGAAGUAUAACUGCAACCAUGGCACCAAUUCUGCUGAACUGCAUGGGGCAAGAACCCAGUGAAUACAUAGAGCAGGAACAGUAUGUGAAAAACCCACACCUGGACACCAUGGAGGAGGACAUUCUCUACCACUUCAAUCUCAGCACCAAGACCCAUAACCUGCCCGCCAUGUUCGGAGACACUAAGUUUGUCUGUGUUGGAGGCAGCCCCAAUAGGAUGAGAUCUUUUGCUCAGUUCAUUCAUCAGGAGCUGGAGCUGCCUGGCAGUGUGGACAACAUCAGAGACAUUUGUGAGGAAACUGACCGCUACUCCAUGUACAAAGUGGGACCUGUGCUCUCCAUCAGUCAUGGCAUGGGUGUGCCCUCCAUCUCCAUAAUGCUGCAUGAGCUCAUCAAGCUGCUGUACCAUGCCCGCUGUCGUGAUGUCAUCCUCUUCCGCAUUGGAACCUCCGGUGGAAUCGGCCUUGCCCCCGGCACCGUGGUGAUCACUGAUAAAGCAGUGGACUCGUUCUUCCGGCCCCAGUUUGAGCAGGUGAUUCUAGGUAAAGUGAUCAUCAGGAGCACUGAGCUGGAUGAAGAAGUGGCCAGAGAGCUCCUUCAACGUUCAACUGAGCUGCCCAACUUCCCCACAGUCAUCGGAAACACCAUGUGCACUCAUGACUUCUAUGAAGGGCAGGGCCGACUGGAUGGUGCUCUGUGCUCAUUCUCCACUGAGGAGAAGCUGGACUAUCUGAGGAAGGCUCAUGAGGCUGGUGUCAGGAAUAUUGAGAUGGAGUCCACAGUAUUUGCUGCCAUGAGUCGUGUCUGCAACCUUAAAGCUGCAGUGAUCUGUGUGACUCUGCUGAACCGGUUCGAGGGGGAUCAGAUCUCCACACCUCAUGAUGUUCUGGUGGAGUACCAGCAGAGACCUCAGUGUCUCGUGGCCCACUUCAUCAAGAAACGGCUGGGACUUAUCGCCUAAAUGCUUUCAGCUGCGUCUGAUUAUCAAAACACAUUCACCAAGAAUCAGCUGCAAAAUGUGAUCACCCAAAUGAAUUUGCCAAGAAUUACCCUAAUUCCCAUGUGUCAACCACAAGUAAGGCCCAUCGCACAAUCCUAUUUGGCCUGCAGAUUUAUUUCAAUUUUCUAUUGAUAUUAGUGCAUUUCACCAUGAGCUGUACUACAGUUCACCGUGUGCCACAGUGCCUAGUUUUUGUUCUGGCAUAUUUUGAAUAAACAUUGGCCAGUUGGGGUCGUGGCAAAAUGUUAAAUAAAACUAAAGUAAAAACACAACAGGCCCACAGAUUUCUUGAGAUUUUUUAAUAUGGCCAUUUUUGUGGUUAAGUUUGACACCCCUGCCCUAAUUCUUUCACCAAGAAAUGUUUAAUGAAUGCCUAAUUUGGCUUUUUACACAUACUCAAGUUCCCCAAACCCCAACAUGCGCCAUUCAACUUGAAAACUGAAUAGCAGCAUCAGCUGAGGUGGAGCUCUAAGCUCUAAACCAGCGGUCACCAACCCUGCUCCUGCAGACUGAUCCAUGUGAUCAUUGCCUCCAGAGGUCUUUGAUUAGCUGAAUGAGGUUUGUUGGAUUUGGGUUGGAGGUGAAACCUACAUAAAAGUAGACCUUCCGGAGGAGGUUUUGUGCCCACCGCUCUCAACGAUGCAGUGCUGUGGGACUAUAAUACAACAUCGCUGACCUAGAUACAUUAGACCUUCUCCUUCUUUAAGAAACACAUGGGCAUCAUCAUUCAGAAUCUAAGAACACUUAAGAAAGCCUGGAAACAAACUUGUGCUAAACUUAUGCUAGUGCUGUGCUUUGACUUCUGUACAGUGUAAAUAGAGUUUCAUUUGUCUGUAUUUGUAUUAUUUAACACAGAUGCUGCUCAGAUGGACGUUGAAACUCCAUGCUUUGCUUAUGAAUUUGUUAUGUAUGUAUUGUAUUCUAAAUGUGCAGAACAAAUGUGCUUUAUAAACUAUUUUUUAUUUGCUGUUAUGUGUGAAACAAAAUGCAUGUAAAUGUGCUUUGUGAAUAAAUAUAGUGUUAAAACAA
Pygocentrus nattereri (red-bellied piranha) is the source of this 2216-nucleotide messenger RNA. RefSeq names its product uridine phosphorylase 2 (gene upp2). The transcript is spliced from 8 exons. Gene Ontology annotation, molecular function: uridine phosphorylase activity. Lineage: Eukaryota; Metazoa; Chordata; Actinopteri; Characiformes; Serrasalmidae. Bases 207 to 1148 code for a protein of 313 amino acids. Gene Ontology annotation, biological process: nucleotide catabolic process; uridine catabolic process. The record is from RefSeq and is a predicted model, not a curated record. Gene Ontology annotation, cellular component: cytoplasm; cytosol.